UUCUGCCAACCUUCCUUGGCUUGAUAAGCCCAGACCCUGUUCCUGGGCUUCCUCUAGCACUCAGACAGCUGCCCAGGGGCCAUACCAGGACUGACCCCCUGAGAGCGCAGAAGAUGGAUCUUGCAGACAGCCUGCUCCUCCUUCUGGCUGGACUGCUAGUCCUACCUCAUGGUCAGCUGCAUCCUGAGCGCUACAGCCUCCAUCAGGAGCCUCCAAGCACAGGUGAGGGCUCCCCUAGCCUCAAGAUUGCCCCGGGCAAUACAGCUUUCGCUCUCCACUUCUACCACCUGAUGGCUUCCCAAAGUCCUGGGAGCAACAUCUUCUUUUCCCCAUUGAGCAUUUCGGCCUCCUACGCCAUGCUGUCCCUGGGGGCCCGCUCACACAGCAAGACCCAGAUCCUUGAGGGUCUGGGCUUCAACCUCACAGAGGUGUCCGAGUCAGACAUCCACUGGGGCUUCCAGCACCUCUUGCACACUCUCCACCUUCCGGACGACAGGCUGGAGAUGCACAUGGGCAGCACCCUAUUCCUGAGCCAGGACCUGCUGAUCCUUCCGGGAUUUCUUAAUGACAGUGUGGCCUUCUAUGACUCCAAACUCUUCCUCACCAACUUCCAUGAUCCUGUGGGCACCACCCAGCUUAUCAAUGACCACAUCAAGGAGGAAACUCAAGGGAAGAUUGUGGAUUUGGUGAGCAACCUGAACACGGACAUUGCAAUGGUGCUGGUGAAUUACAUUUACUUCAAAGCUCUGUGGGAAAAACCAUUCCAACCCUCGAUGACCACUACCCAAGACUUCCACGUUGAUGAGAAUACCGUAGUCCAGGUGCCUAUGAUGCUGCAGGACACAGCGCACCACUGGUAUCUCAAUGACAGAUACUUGCCCUGCUCAGUGCUGCGGAUGGAUUACAAAGGAAACAUGACAGCCUUUUUUAUCCUUCCUAACCGAGGGAAAAUGAAGCAAGUGGAAGAGGCCUUGACCCCAGAGAUGCUAACAAGAUGGAACCGCUUACUUCAGAAGAGACAUUUUUAUAGGAAGCUCGAGCUGCAUUUCCCCAAGUUCUCCAUUUCUGGCUCCUAUCAACUGGAUGAGAUUUUGCCCAAGAUGGGCUUCGUGGACCUGUUCUCAAAGCAGGUUGACUUGUCUGGCAUCACCAAAGAGAAAAAAGUGCAGGUGUCCAAGAGUUUCCACAAAGCCAUUCUUGAGGUGGAUGAAGUUGGUACCCAGGCUGCAGCAGCCACUGGCAUCUUUACCACCUUUCUGUCUGCCUGGCACAAUCACAGAGUCCUUUGGUUCAACCGGCCCUUCUUUGUGGUGAUCUUUUCCACCAACACCCAGAGCAUCCUCUUCCUGGGAAAGGUUGUCAACCCCACAAAGCCAUAGCCCUCCCAGGGCUGGCUCUUCUGUUAUAAGCAGGAGGACGUGGCCUGGGGGACUCCAUGGGAGCAGCUCCAUGUUUGGAGAGGGGGACGCAGAAGAUCCUGAGAGUCCAGGGCAGAAGCAGUUGGCGAGAGAGAGGGAUGUGGGUGGUAGGAGAUGCUCAUGGACUGGACACCCAGAUCCGCAGGACAGUGCAACCUCAGGCAGAUCAUCUCACCACUUUGAGCACCACCCCAGGAAGUGGGAGAAACCCCACCAGCUGGUUGAAGGGAUUAAACACAAUGAUGGUUAUGAGGAGCCUGGUUUGGUGCCUUGUACAUAGUAGGUUCUCAGUAAAUGCAUCCUUAUUCUCCAUCUCUUUG
Molecule: messenger RNA, 1738 nt
Organism: Nyctereutes procyonoides (raccoon dog)
Lineage: Eukaryota; Metazoa; Chordata; Mammalia; Carnivora; Canidae
Gene: SERPINA4
Product: serpin family A member 4
Exons: 5
Coding region: 114-1379 (421 amino acids)
Biological process (GO): negative regulation of endopeptidase activity
Molecular function (GO): serine-type endopeptidase inhibitor activity
Source: RefSeq, a predicted model, not a curated record